Messenger RNA from Chrysoperla carnea, 2382 nucleotides. Its product is annotated as ADP-ribosylation factor-like protein 13B. Bases 102 to 1313 code for a protein of 403 amino acids. Gene Ontology annotation, molecular function: GTPase activity; GTP binding. The transcript is spliced from 3 exons. Gene Ontology annotation, biological process: receptor localization to non-motile cilium; non-motile cilium assembly. Gene Ontology annotation, cellular component: ciliary membrane; non-motile cilium. Lineage: Eukaryota; Metazoa; Arthropoda; Insecta; Neuroptera; Chrysopidae. The record is from RefSeq and is a predicted model, not a curated record.
AAUUAAAUGUUGUUUACAAAUAAUGGCUGCUAUGAUACAAGAAAAUGUGAUAAGAAAUGUUCUACACAGCAAUUAUUUAAAUAUUAAAAUAGUUGACAAUUAUGGGUAAUUGUUGGUGUUUUAGAUGUUUUAAAAAUCAACCAAAAAAAAAAAUUGUAUUACUCAUUUUGGGAUUGGAUAAUGCUGGUAAAACGGCCACGGUAAAAGGUCUUGCUGGUGAAUCCCGUGACGAAUUGGUCUCCACGGUAGGAUUUUCAGUUUAUAAUUUAAAAUAUCAAAAAUGUGAUAUUCAUAUUUAUGAUAUUGGAGGUGGUCCACAAAUUCGAGGAAUCUGGCAUUUAUAUUUUUCUGAUGCGCAUGGUAUAAUAUUCGUAGUUGAUUCAAAUGAUUAUAAACGAUUAUCUGAAGUGAAAUUAAUACUAAAUGAAUUACUAACAAAUGAAAAACUAGCUGGAAAACCAAUGUUACUACUUGCUAAUAAACAAGACAUACCUAGUGCCUUAGAUGAAUUGGACAUUGUUGAAAAACUAAAACUUGAAGAACUGGUUAAUCAACAGAGGUGUCCAACACUGGUCAAAUCAUGUUGUGCAAUUGAACAAAGUCGUAGUAAGAUAAAAAUUGACGAAUCCAUAUAUAAAGGUUACAUAUGGCUGUUAAAUUUAAUAUUACGUGAUUACUGGAAGUUAAACGCACGCGUUGAGCGUGAUUCACGUGAACAAAACAGUAAAAACUCGAGUAUGCGUCAAAAGAUUAUAGAUCGUGUCCAAAAACAUAAAAUUAACUCUAUAGAAUGGUUGAAUGGAAGUGGUGAUUGUGCUGGACCAAUAGAUGAAUCUGAUGAAGUGUCAAGUACUUCAUCAAGCUCAUCAAAAUCAUCAACACAAGUCUAUAUUCCUCAUGUGCCUUUAGAAAAUGCAGAGUCAGUGCCUUCAAUAUCUGAAACUAAACAAAUUGAAGUAAAACCAAAACGAAGAUUUUCUGGUAUGCGUUCAAAUAAAACUGCACCAGCUACAUUACUUGGUGUAGGUGCCUUACUAAGUCAAAAGAAAUCAGCAUCGAUAACAGAUACAAAUAGACAAUUAAAAUCGGCACAUCCACGUUAUCCGCAAACAUUAAAUCCGGCUGAUUUGAAUCAUAGUUCAAAUAAUGACAUUCCUUAUCACCGAGAAAAGCAUGUAGGAAAUGGUAGCAUUGUAUUGCCGCCUAUUAAUUUGUUUACAAUUAGUAAUAGCAGUGUAGUAAAUAGGACAGACGUUAAACCACGUUCACCUAACGGAGACGUUCAUACAGUUGUUGUACAUCAUGCCUUAUAGUCUAAGUAAUAAUUUAUAAUAUUAGUUGCCACUCUGUAAAUAAGAGAUCAAUUAUGAUCUAUUUUCCGCUCUCUGAAAUAAUAUUUGGACAAAAGCAACAAAUUGGCUCAAUGAACAAAAGUUGUAUAAUGGAGAAGUGCGCUUUCGGAGAUGUAAAUUAUGAUAUUCGAGUUGACUAAAUAAUAACAAUAAUAAAACAUAAGAAAGGUACCGCAAAUGGGAUAUUUCCGGGUAAGAGAUGCUAUUUUAAGCAGUUGAAGCUAUGAGUUUUCUGUCGAGGCCAGACGCCACGCAGGAAGCCCUCAGCUUCCCGGGAUUUCUCCUAGGAUUAAUGGAUCUGACGCCGAGCAAGUUUCUGUUGGUGCAAAUAACAUGUAUGGACUUUACUCCUCCAUACUGACCCUACACGUGGCAUAAUUGGAGAUACCCAUACUAUGAAGGUAAUACUUCAAUCACCCCUUUCUCAAACAUGUGAUCCAGUCAAAUUGACUGGAUCACAUAGACGAAUAGAAAUCAAUACACGAAUACAUUCUUAUUUUCAGCAAAAAAAGUUGUAUAAAGUUCGUGAUUGAAAAUAUUGAUUAAAAAUGCAUGGUUUUAAACACGUGCUAAUGAAUAAACAGCAAAUUGUAGCCGAGAUUCCUAUAAACCAUAAUCAAUAUUGCUUGCCUUGCCAACUUCGAUAAACUACAUUAAAACUCGUAUAGCUUUUGAUUAUUGAACCAUUUUCCAAUUUCAAAUUUUGUUUUGUCUGAAAGAAUUUAGUGGAAAAUAAGUUUUUUUUUAUUGUAAAUUAUUGAACUAAAAUGCAAAUAAGUGCUGCUGUUUUAAUAUUCAGAUGAUGUAACUAACUAGAGGGACAAUUCAACAUGGUAUCUUAAACAGAAAAUUUAUUUGUCACACGAGAAUAGUAAAUUGACUCCGACAAAUAAAUUUGAUUCAGUUGACAAUUUCCAAUUACAACGGUGCAGGAUGGCAAUCUGGAUUUUAAAACUACAGUUAUGCAGCUUGUCUAGUUAGUAAAAGAAGAUUAUGAUUAAUAUUAAUUAGUACUGUGUACCUCGAUGUA